This is a messenger RNA of Poecilia reticulata (guppy), 1521 nucleotides long. It is a transcript of the gene ins, whose product is annotated as preproinsulin. Gene Ontology annotation, molecular function: hormone activity. The record is from RefSeq and is a predicted model, not a curated record. Lineage: Eukaryota; Metazoa; Chordata; Actinopteri; Cyprinodontiformes; Poeciliidae. Gene Ontology annotation, cellular component: extracellular region.
AUUUUUCUAAUAACUAAAGGUAACACAGUUACUUGAUUGUACUAUAAAGUGGCACUAGGUACCUGGAAAAUACAUGAUACCGUCCUUUUAAUAAAUUCUUGAAGUAAAAAUUUGUUGUAGAUGGCAAAAAUCCUAUUUCCCUGGUCCAUGGUGUAGACUAAUCCUUCACUAAUCUAGUGUAAAUAAAUCAUAAUUGGGGUUUUCCAAUUAACCUAAAAAAUGUAGUGAGGACAUGAAGAAAGCAUUAUUGGUGAUCUUUAUAAUCUGAAGGUAAGGUGAAAAGAUUCUUAAUAAAACUGCUAAAUAAACUGUUUUUGAAGCAACAAAUCUCAAUCAUUUUCAUCUUUAAGUCCUAAUUGUAUUUGUAUCUUGUUCACUUUUUCAGACCAGAAAGGAAAAACAACAAAAACACAGAUCAGAUGAAAAUAGAUUAGAAAUCCAAACUUGGAAGGGUUAGGAUUCAGCUUCUUCAACUUCAGCAGAUGGAGCAGAAGGUUAUUAGCAGAUCAAUAUUUGUCAGUAUGAGGUGAUUGGAUUAUUUUGGCUCAUUAGCUCUUGUUUGCUUUAGUAAGUGCUGAAACCACUCAAUCAGAAAUACAAAGUGGUUCUGAGCAUAUGCUGACCAGCAGCUUAGUUCACAGACGUCACACCAUCAUUAUAGUUUCUAAGUCUGUUUGGACUAAGUCAGAUUCAUUUAUUUACCUUUAAAAUAUGUAUUUGUUUACAUAAAACAAGUGACAUGAAGAACGUUUUCUUUUGUUUUUAUCAUGAACUUAUGCCUUGAGUUGCUUCAUCAGUUGGAUGUUUCCAUUGUAAAACUAAAGAAGUGAGGAAGUGGGGCUGGGCUUGUGUUUGACGAAUGUUGGGUUAUAAAAGGAGGCGACUCCUUUCACUCUGCCUCACACCAACAAGCUCUCAGCUGCCUCUGCUCUUCGUCUUCAUCAGAGCUUCACCUCCUGCUUCGACUCCUGACAAUUGUCCUCCGGCAUGGCAGCGCUGUGGCUCCAGUCCUUCUCCCUGCUGGUCUUACUGGUUGUGUCGUGGCCCGGCUCCCAGGGCGUCGCACCGCCGCAGCAUCUGUGCGGUUCUCACCUGGUUGAUGCUCUCUACCUGGUCUGUGGGGACAGAGGCUUCUUCUACAGCCCCAAGAGGGAUGUGGACCAUCUUCUGGGGUUCCUCCCUUCAAAGACAGGCACAGGGUCGACUCACGGCGGUGAGAACGAGGUGGCUGAGUUGGCCUUUAAGGACCAGAUGGAGAUGAUGGUUAAGAGGACAGGCAUCGUCGAGCAGUGCUGCCACAGGCCCUGCAGUAUCUUUGACCUGCAGAACUACUGCAACUAAUCGGCGUGCAGACAGUCCAGGUGGAGCCAGUGACUGAGCGCAGCUUGAUUUGUUGGUUAAUUUAGAGUGAACCCCAUCCCAGCAGCGUGGAUCUCUUUCGGAGAACCAUUUGCAGUCAACGACGUACUGAGAGAUGGAUUAUUUUUGCAAGAAAAUAAAGUUUUAUGAUUUGAGACAACA